GGCAGUUGCAGACGUCGGACGCGUUCUUUACUCGCGGUUGUCAUUUCGUUAACCCUUUCUACACAGUCUUUUUAUUUUUCUGUUGGUUUGUUGGUGGUGUGUUCAACAGUUUGCAUCGGCAAGAAGAAGUGAGUGGUGCACGCACAGGUUCCAACAAAGCAAGCCGGAUAAGUUUUGUGUGACAAUCAGAAGAAAAAACUGUUUGUUUGGAAUCUCCCCGGAGUCAUCGGCUGAACCCGUUACAUCAAUUUCAGCAACGCUGGUAGCACAGAUCAACAUUUUCGUGCACGGGCAGAAGGUGGCCAAUCGAUGAACCUCACGCCACCACCGGGCUUCAUGACCGCAAGGGAACAACCGCCAGAGCAGCGAUCCGAAAUCCAGCAGCAUCCAAAGUAGCUCAGCAGCAGCCCGUGAAGUGAAGAAAUGGUCAAACUUUGAUCGAAGCAAAGCGCGGAAAAUAAAAGAAGUGAAAAAGAGAUAUUAGAGUGGAGCCUUUGUGAAUGUGAGUGGAGGAGAGGUUGUAUGUGUGACGACACACUACUUACCACGCGGCAAGAAGAAGAGAUUUAGCAGCGCAGCGCACGAAAGCAAAGCAGGAAGAGAGCAGCUAGAACCCGCGCGUGAACUUGGAGUUGGAGCAGCAGAAGGAACAACAACAACAACAACAAUGUUGAAAUUCAUACGUGGAAAAGGCCAACAACCUUCGGCCGAGCGGCAGAAGCUCCAGAAGGAACUAUUUGCAUUCCGGAGGACGGCCCAGCAUGGCUUCCCGCACAAACCGUCGGCGCUGGCGUACGACCCGACGAGCCGGCUGAUGGCCAUCGGAACCAACAGUGGCAUCAUCAAGGUGUUUGGCCGGCCGGGGGUGGAGUUUUACGGCCAGCAUCCGGCCAGUACGAACGCGGCGGAUUUGAUCGUCCAGCUGCUGGAGUGGAUUCCCGGCAGCGGUCGGCUGCUGUCGUUGACGGCGUCGAACCAGCUGAUUCUGUGGGAACCGGCGGGGACGAUGCUGGUUCCGAUCAAGACGCUUCCGUUCGACGGGAAGUUGAAGAAGAUUUCGUCGCUGUGCUGUUCGUACAUGAAGGACACGGUGUGGAUCGGGACGGAGGGCGGCAACGUGUACCAGUUUGACAUCCGGAGCUUUUCGGUGCGGGAACCGGUGAUUUAUCACGACGUCGUGCUCGAGCAGCUGCCCCAGUCGUACAAGCUGAACCCGGGCGCGAUCGAGUCGGUGAAGCAGCUGCCGCACAACCACAACCAGCUGUUGAUCGCGUACAACCGGGGGUUGGCGGUGCUGUGGGACUUGGAGGCAUCGAACGUGAAGCGAUCGUUCAUUUCGCCGGGCCACGGACAGAGCGUUGGGCUGUUUAUUUCACCCUGUGGGACGCAGUUUACGUGGUACCACGCGGACGGUUCGUUUGCCACGUGGGACCUGGACAGUACGAUCCCGCCGGAGAACCAGAAGUACGUGCCGUACGGGCCCGAUCCGUGCAAGGCGAUCGAUCGGUUGAUCCGCGGCAAGCGUGGCCUGUGCGAGUUGGUGGUCUUUGCCGGAGGAAUGCCACGGUCGGCGUACGGUGAACGUCAGUGCGUUUCGGUGCACUGCCGGGACGGGACCAAGGUCGCGUUCGAUUUCACCUCUAAGGUGAUUGACUUUUUUGUGACGUUCAACGAGGAACGCGAGGAUCAGGCAGAGGUGCUGGUCGUGCUGCUCGAGGAGGAGCUGGUCGCGUACGACUUGACGGACGAAACGUUGCCCCAGAUCAACGCUCCGUAUCUGCACUCGUUGCACGCCUCGGCCGUGACCUGCAACCAUCUGGUGUCGCAGGUUUCGGCGGAAGUUUACGCCAAGAUUGCCCGCGCAGGUGAAGCGCAACUCGCCGAGUACAGCUCGAAGGCGUGGCCCAUUAACGGGGGGUCGGUUAAGGAGGAAUCGGCCGAUGAGCAUGGUGAAGAGGAGUACGAUCUGAUGAUCACCGGGCAUGAAGACGGGUCGGUCAAGUUUUGGAACUGCUCGGAGGUGUGUCUAACUCCGCUGCUGCACGUCAAGACUUCCCCGCUGUUUUUGAACGCCGACGCCGAUUUUGAGGAUCACGCGUUGAAUACCUCGACGGAACAGCUGGAGGAUGGGGAGCCACCGUUCCGUAAGGCAGGUCAGUUUGACCCGUACUCGGACGAUCCGCGUCUCGCGGUAAAAAAGGUACAACUCUGUCCUAAGACUGGCACGCUGAUAAUCGCUGGAACCGCCGGUAAUGUAGUGGUGGCCAACUUUGAGCCCGCUCCGGAGGAAGCAGGCCCGCUGAAGCUGACCACCAUGAAUCUGGUGAGCGAUCGCGACGGCUUUGUCUGGAAGGGACACGAUCAGCUGAAGGUCAAACGACAGCUGCUGGAGGAGAACACCCCGUUUUUGGAAGGCGUCAACUUCUUCAGUGUGCUGCAGGUGCUGCCACCGGCAGCCGUGACCUGCAUCGCCGUCCAGAGCCAGUGGAGCUUGGUGGCCGCGGGAACCGCCCACGGUCUCGUCCUGUUCGAUUACCACACCCAGAGUCCGGUGCUGAACAAGUGCACCCUCAAUCCGAACGAUUUGACCGGAGCCGGAGAGACGCUGUCGCGGCGCAAGUCGUUCAAGAAGACGCUCCGCGAAUCGUUCCGACGGCUGCGUAAGGGAAGAUCUACGCGGAACGCCGGCGGUCAAGCGGCGACCACUCCGGCCGAGACGCGCCCCGUCGAGCGGCAGAUCGAGGCACGCGCCGUGGACGACGGCAUGGGUUCGAUGGUGCGCUGUUUGACCUUCGCCCAGACGUACCUCACCAGCCAGCAGCACACCAUUCCGACGCUGUGGUCCGGCACGAACUCGAGCUGCGUUUCGGUGUUUGUGCUGCACGUUCCACCGAGGCAGCAGCAAGCUCCGGCGGUGCAGCCCGGCGAGGCCAACGUUGACGCAGGGGACGUCCCGCCGCCGAAGCCCGUCACCGGACAGCUGGCGAAGGAGAUUCAGCUGAAGCACCGCGCGCCGGUCAUCGCGAUCGCCAUUUAUGAUCAGCAUGGCGUCCCGCUGGAGUUCCAACCCACGCCCGGUCCGGGCCCGCACAAGGUCCUCAUCGCGAGCGAGGAGCAGUUCAAGGUGUUUUCGCUGCCCCAGCUGAAGCCCGUCAACAAGUACAAGCUGACGGCGCACGAAGGCGCCAGGGUCCGUCGCAUCGCGUUCGCCACCUUUUCGUGCACCGUUCCGGCGCACGCCCUACAGCAGCACAGUCCUUCGAAGGCCACCGCUUCGGCGUCGCCCUCGGCGGAAGCGCUCAACACGAGUACGGCCGAAUCUGGCGUUGGCACUGGCGCAACGUCGGACGCAACCACCCUAACGCACUCCGAAAUUAGCCUGCUCUGUCUGACGAACCUCGGAGAUUGUCUGGUGCUGUCGAUUCCGGAGCUGAAGCGCCAGCUGAAUGCGGCCGCCGUGCGGCGGGAAGAUAUCAAUGGAAUUUCCUCGCUCUGCUUCACGAACCACGGCGAGGCGCUGUACAUGAUGUCCUCGUCGGAGGUGCAACGGGUGACGCUGUCCACCACCAAGAUCGUCUCGCCGACCGGGUUCAUCGAGGUCGAGGAUUGGUCCCACAUUGAGGAGGCGGACGAUGACGAAGGGGGAGCGCCUGCUGCAGCAGCUGUCGUCGAGGCAGCUGAAGAAGCGGUUGAGACCGGUGCCACCGAGAAGGCCAUCGACGUGCGGACGCCGCUCGCGAUCGCCGUCACGGCCAUCAACGGAACGACCAACGGGGACGGACACUUGACCAACGGGGUGAACGGAACCGGCGGAAGUGGGGACGAGGGCGCGUCACCGAACAAGGCCAACGAAACGAUCACCAGCUCGAUCGGGGACAUUACGAUCGACUCGGUGCGGGACCACCUGAACUCGACCACGACGACGCUCUGCUCGACGACCACGGAGGAGAUUGUGGGUCGCCUCUCGGUGCUGAGCACCCACUCCAACAACGUGUCCUCGUCGGCCAAGACGUCCGAAAUUACCGCCCUCAACUCGUCCAACAUCAAAGACCUGAAGCUGGUCGGCGACUCGACGGAGACGGCCGCCAACUCGGUCAUCAUCAAGUCGGUCAUCACGACGGUCAAGCACGGCAUCGGGCACGUCAACGGGGAGUCUGCGGCGGCGACGACGACGACGACGACAACGGAAAGCAGCAAGACCAUUACAGGUGGGGCGUCGUCACCGCCGCCGGUGGCGGUUCCACUGCUCCGGAAGGAGAGCCAGUUUUAAGGAAGGUUUGACGGACGACGAUCGAGAGCAGAGUUAAGUUUGAGCUAGUUUAUUAACGAUAACGACGUAUUUUUUUUUACUGCGAUGGACGCUUUUCUAGUGUGGAAAAGAGUCGAGUAUUUUUUUCUUUUCUAUUUUAAAUUAGUGUUUUAGUUAAGUUAGUGGGAGGGAUGUGUUUAUUGGACGAGAAUUAAAAAUUCAAAUGUGCGAAAUUCGUUGUUGAGUCUUUUUACUACGGACAGAUGGACGCAUUUAUCGACGAACGUUGUGAUAAUCUUAUGCCGCAGACAGAGAAAUGCGGAAUCACACACUUAAUAUAUUACUUGUAACACAAACCAGCAAAUGCCUUUCAAACCUUGAUGUAAUUAACAAAUAAGCAGGUUAAUAUAUUGCGCCUUGCAGCAAUUCCUAGAGUUUUGUGUCAAUCGUGCUAGGCCUAGAUUUUUUCAUCACACUGCUUUGCAGGACUGAGAACUGUCAACUUUGCGCACUUUGCACCUCAGUAGAGUGCUGCGGGAAAAUUUUCAUCACAGUUGGCAAACUGAUUUUCCAUCACACCAUCAAACAAAACAAGUGUAAUGCAUCGACUUCUGACCACAAUCUAGUCACCAAGCUAUGGUAGCCGAGGCAGUUAAGUCAUUGAGAUGGUCUGUUAAAGGUUACUGGCACGAUUCUCCUAGUUGACACUUUUGGGUUUUUUUACGGGUUAUUUUUUCUAAUGAGCUCGAGGGCAUAAUUAUAUCGGCCAUCUUGUAACCGUUGAUCACAGUUCUUGAACGAACCUCUACGUUUAAACAUAAUUCCUCAACAUACAACACUACACCCUACACUAGCAGCGAAGGGGUUUGCGUACCGCAUCAAAAAUGGGUGGGAUUGGAAAAUGGUGGAGUUUCCCUCCGGAAAAGAUUAGGAAGGAGAAGUGAAAUUUUAUCGCCGAUUCCAAAGAUCGGGGUUUUUUGCCAUUCAGGCGUCUGUGUGGUUAGUCGAGUGUCCCAGUGUCAGUCCCGUUUUCGUACUGGUCACGCUCUGCAUUCCGGAAGAGGAAGUGCCUCGGCGGAAGUCAAUAAUCCGCAGGACCUCGGCAACCCACGGUUUUUGGUCGGUCCAGGCCUGUGAGUGCGCAGGGGCCAUUGACUGCAUCGAAACGUCCACCAUCCAUCUCCACCUCUGGCGGACCAUCUUCAUCUCUGGCGGACCAUCUUCACCUCCAGCGCGGAACGCGCCAUUAUCGUCAAGGAGGUUCCCCUCUCGGUUCAACCGCAUCAGCCAGGUGCUGGGUUGGCUGAUACCGUCACUGAGGGGAGACGCCUAGCCGCGCGGAAGUCUAGCAACGCCCGCUCGACAUCCGGCAGCGAAAUCCUGUCCGAAGCAGCAACAACAGCCAUCAUUUGACUCCAAAGAUCCACCGUAAGCCAAGAUGCCGGCGCAACACCACUGCAUCCCGGCACCGAAGACCACGAUUCCACAGUCGGAACAAGUCGUAGACCCUUUAAUCACUUAGAUGAUCCGAAACACAUUCUCUGGGCUGGACGAGCUUUCUGAACUUCCAAAAAUAAAUAAAUAAACAGCCUGCUAUAGCAACGGAUAUUUUCGUCAUCACUGUGAAGAAAAAUCACUGUGAUUAAAAAAUACUGUGAUGAAAAUAAUUGCGCAAGACUCUAGUAAAGUGCAAAAUGCGCAAUAAAAGUGACAAUUCCCCAUUUAAAGUUAAACGACAUCGAAGAAUUAGAAGAGAAAAAUAUAACGAAAAACUUUUACAACAACAAAAAAAAAACACGAAAGUAUUGAAACUGCUGCUAGUUUAUUCUUCUGCUAAAAGAAAAAAAAAACACAAACGACAAGCUUGUCCGAUCAAUCGUAAAAUAAAGUUAAAGUAAAUUAAACAUAAAACAUUUAUUUAUUAGUUUGUUAAGUGCCGCUUCGCCAGCAAGCAAAAGAUUUCGAAAUAUUUUUUUUUAUCACCGUCACCCCCCAUUUUUUUGAUCCCCGGUUUUUAUUUGACCGCAGGUGCGCUCCCAAACUUGCUCGAAUUUGAAACCCCUCUUCAUCAUCAUCGAGCCGAGCGCGCGACGAAGGAAAAUAAAAUCAAUUCGUUAGUUGAUAGUGUAAAGAGUUGGUAUUUAUACAAACACUUAAUUAUAUAUUUGAUUAAAAGAAAAGAAAAA
This is a messenger RNA of Culex pipiens pallens (northern house mosquito), 6435 nucleotides long. It is a transcript of the gene l(2)gl, whose product is annotated as lethal(2) giant larvae protein. NCBI's taxonomy places the organism in Eukaryota, Metazoa, Arthropoda, Insecta, Diptera, Culicidae. The record is from RefSeq and is a predicted model, not a curated record. Gene Ontology annotation, biological process: cortical actin cytoskeleton organization; regulation of Notch signaling pathway; regulation of establishment or maintenance of cell polarity. Bases 668 to 4270 code for a protein of 1200 amino acids. Gene Ontology annotation, cellular component: cortical actin cytoskeleton; cytoplasm; plasma membrane. Gene Ontology annotation, molecular function: myosin II binding; GTPase activator activity; syntaxin binding. The transcript is spliced from 9 exons.